GUCAUCGUGUGCACUGGCAACCUCUCCCUUCCUCCUCCGGUCCUACAGUUUCCCGGCAACCCCGCGAGAUGAUGUCGCCAAAACCCUAAACCCCUCCCCCGCCGCCGUCACCUGGGCCAGCGCCCUCCCGGAGCUGGAGCUCCGCUCAUGAACCCCUCCCUUACCGCCUCAGCCAGCGAUGCACAAGAUUCUCCCUCGAGCCGCGUCCUACCUUGACGCGGCCGCGGGCCAGCCGCUGCUGUCCUCCCACAUGCCCGCGCUCCGCCUGGCCGGGCCGUUUCUCGCCACCUGCUCCAUACCGCGCACCGGUCUCCUCCGCCAGAGACAGCGGCCGUGGCUGCGCUGCGGCGGUGGCGGCGCGGUCGCGAGGAGGGGGCUCUGCUCCCUCGAGGCAGCGAGGCGCGGGGAUGCUGCCGAGGAGGGAGAGGAGAGGGUUCCCGGAGGAGGUGGGGGUCGUAUUUCGCCGGAGAGGAGGCAGAGAGGUCGGGGCGAUGCGGCGAUGGGAAGCAGCGGGGAGCUGCUCGCCAUUCCUGGAGUCGGGCCGCGGAACCAGAGGAAGCUCGUUGACAAGGGAUUCGAUGGCGUGGCGCCGCUCAAGGAGCUCUAUCGUGAUAAGUUCUUUGGCAAGUCUAAUGAGAAGAUGGUUGAGUUUUUGCAAAGUUCAGUUGGCAUCAUACACAAGAACCAUGCUGAGAGUAUUACUUUGUUCAUCAAAGAGAGCGUUGAUGAGGAGCUGAAAGGCACUGAUACAUCUAAGCCUCGUGGAAGUAAGAGGCUUACCUUUUGUGUCGAGGGGAAUAUCAGUGUUGGGAAGUCUACAUUCCUUCAAAGAAUUGCCAAUGAGACUAUCGAACUACGUGACCUUGUGGAAAUAGUACCUGAACCUGUUGCUAAGUGGCAGGAUGUUGGCCCUGAUCACUUUAACAUACUGGAUGCUUUCUAUGCUGAACCACAGAGGUAUGCAUACACUUUCCAAAAUUAUGUCUUUGUGACAAGGGUGAUGCAAGAAAAGGAAUCUUCAAGUGGAAUAAAGCCUCUCCGGCUGAUGGAAAGAAGUGUUUUCAGUGAUAGAAUGGUUUUUGUGCGUGCUGUUCAUGAAGCUAAAUGGAUGAAUGAGAUGGAGAUCAGCAUUUAUGACUCCUGGUUCGACCCAGUUGUAUCUUCACUCCCAGGUCUUAUCCCCGAUGGUUUUAUUUAUCUAAGAGCUAGCCCUAACACUUGCCACAAAAGAAUGAUGAUUCGGAAAAGAUCAGAGGAGGGUGGUGUUAGCCUUGAUUACCUUCAAGGUUUACAUGAGAAGCAUGAAAGCUGGCUACUUCCGUCCAAAGGGCAAGGUUCUGGUGUGUUGUCAGUCAGUCAGCUCCCAAUUCACAUGGAGGGCUCCCUGCACCCAGAAAUACGAGAUCGAGUUUUCUUCUUGGAAGGAGAUCACAUGCAUUCUAGUAUCCAGAAGGUUCCUGCUUUGGUUCUGGACUGCGAAAACGACAUCGAUUUUAACAAGGAUAUUGAAGCUAAGCGACAAUAUGCUCGGCAAGUUUCGGAGUUCUUUGAAUUUGUGAGGAAAAAGAAUGAAGCUACUGUGGAGACAAGUGACGGUGAUAAGAGUAUAAGCCAACCGAUUAAGCUUCCCAGCAGGCGUGAUUUGUGGGUCCCUGGAGGCAGCUUUUUACCAAAAUCUGCUCUAAAUUCUCUUGAAUUCAGAAGAGCAAUGUCUUCCUUCCUCUCAACAUAAGGGCCGACAUCCCAUGAGCAACUAUCAAUUGCUACGCAUGGUAUGGCAUCUGGAUCUCAAAAUACGACCUCUAACUGAGGACCGUUGAGUGUUGUAUAAUCCCAAAGUCUAGGAUUUCAUCUCUACUGGUAGCCAACGCUGUAUGAUAGUAUCUAGCUCUGUGUGCCUGUAAAUACUGACCUCACUACUUGUUUCGCGGUACCUGGUAGUAGUAGCAUAAAAAAGUAAAGAACCAUAUGUUGUUUGUAUCUAAGCUUCAUUUUGUUGUUUGUUUGCCUGGGCUCGAUGAUGCAACACAUCUCUUCUUUACAAGAAACAGAACCAUAUUUCUGA
Brachypodium distachyon (stiff brome) is the source of this 2065-nucleotide messenger RNA. RefSeq lists its product as uncharacterized. Gene Ontology annotation, molecular function: deoxynucleoside kinase activity. The coding region runs from base 179 to 1732 and encodes 517 amino acids. Lineage: Eukaryota; Viridiplantae; Streptophyta; Magnoliopsida; Poales; Poaceae. The record is from RefSeq and is a predicted model, not a curated record. The transcript is spliced from 5 exons. Gene Ontology annotation, cellular component: cytoplasm.